This is a messenger RNA of Alosa alosa (allis shad), 1803 nucleotides long. It is a transcript of the gene pnpo, whose product is annotated as pyridoxamine 5'-phosphate oxidase. Gene Ontology annotation, molecular function: pyridoxamine phosphate oxidase activity; FMN binding. The transcript has 7 exons. Gene Ontology annotation, biological process: pyridoxine biosynthetic process; pyridoxal 5'-phosphate biosynthetic process. The record is from RefSeq and is a predicted model, not a curated record. Lineage: Eukaryota; Metazoa; Chordata; Actinopteri; Clupeiformes; Clupeidae. Bases 177 to 1010 code for a protein of 277 amino acids.
AUGGCAAAUAUACAACGUUACAAUUUACACUUAACUAGCGCAUUUGAGGCGUUUGCAUUGGUGUUACCAAACUCAGCGGAGGUAUUUUCGAUGCCCUUUCGAUUACCAUUUUCAUGUUUACGCAAUGAACAAAACGUGAUGACGGAAUCCCCAACGUUUGGCGCUGUUGUACAAGCAUGAUACGUGCGCUGAGUGUCAUUGCAUCGAGGAACAUUGGAAAAAUAGGGGAAUAUUGUAAACCCUAUGCCUUCCUGACUCCUUGCAAACAUAAGUUAAAUUCUUUAUUUUUUUGCACGAAACCUACGGACACGCACAGUGCAAUGGAUUUGAGUGGCAUGAGAAAGAAAUACAAAGGAGACGAUCAGUGUUUCGAAGAGGAUCAGUUGGUUUCGCUGGACCCUAUAAAACAGUUUGGUGACUGGUUUGAGCAAGCGACGAAAUGCCCAGAAGUUGGAGAGGCUAAUGCAAUGUGUAUUUCCACUGCUACCAAAGAUGGACGCCCAUCUGCACGGAUGGUGCUGCUGAAAGGCUUCAGUCAUGAGGGCUUCCGCUUCUUCACCAAUUAUGAGAGCCGCAAAGGCCAAGAGCUGGAGAGCAACCCAUAUGCUUGCCUAGUGUUCUACUGGGAGCCCUUAAACAGACAGGUCCGCAUUGAGGGCAACGUGGAGCGAAUCCCCUUCCAGAGCUCCUGUGAUUACUUUCACUCUCGUCCCAAGAGCAGCCAAAUCGGCGCUGUGGUGAGCCGCCAAAGCACGGCGAUACCAGACAGAGAGUACCUGAGACAGAAGAAUGCUGAAUUAGAAGAAAGGUAUAAGGACACUGAUGUCCCAAUGCCUGACUAUUGGGGGGGAUACAUCGUCAAGCCUUACUACAUUGAGUUUUGGCAAGGCCAGACCAACAGGCUCCACGACCGGAUAGUGUUCACAAGACCGAAAAAGGGAGAGCCAGAGCUGAAGGACAUGCAGCACCACGCAGAGGGGGGCUGGGUCUAUCAGAGGCUGUCGCCUUGAUUGACAUCCCAUGCCUACCAUCAGUGUUAGAUAAAACAUCUAUUUUGAAAGGGACAGGGUAUAUAUUUAAAAUCCACCUCAAAGCCAUUUCAUGUUCUGAGUUGCUGGUUGGUCUUGAGGUGUUCUGUCCUGACAUGGCUCAGUGUUUUUGUUUGUUUGUUUUUUUUGUUUUGGAAAUGUACAUGCAGUUAUAACCGAGUGUAUUUACAAAUGGAAGACCGAGGCCAUAACUCACCCUGAUAAUGGCGGUCUCAUUGCUGUCCAAAGGAUACGCUCUUUUUCGAGUGAAGUAUCUUGUGUGGUGUACACGUUUGAGCUGAUGUCAUUACUUUCCCACAGAGCAUUGUCAGCACUCAGAAGUCUUAAAGCACAAGCUCCUCUGCCUUUAAAACUGUAUGAGGCUGAUCUCAUACCGUAAAAUUAAAUGUCUUUCAGUGCCACUGACCUCAUGUCAACAUGUGUGUAAUGAAGAUUGCAAAUGUGUCCAAAAUUCCUGUGUGCGUUUCUGUUUGUGUUGUGUUGUUUCAUAGGUGUGUAAUUCACCUUCCUGAUAGCGAUGAAUACAUACAAGUGCUAUGAAGUGCCAAGUUUCCCUAAAACUUAAUCAAUGCAGUAUUUAGAGUAAACUUGACUGCACUGUGAUUCCAGUGGUAAUGUUUACAUGUCCUAAUGUGUGUUAGUGAAUAUGAGAUAGAUAUGUGUAUAUUAAUUCUGUCAUAAUGCACCAAGGGUUCUUCUGCAAUAUAGUUUAAGAGAACGUGAAAAGUAUACAAUAAAGACAUACUUGAGUUAC